CCUUUAAAGCUCAGUCUCCGCCUACAGCCUCUCACAUUUGUUUGGCAACAGCCUCUUGUAUAAUCGCUGCUUAACUGAAAAUCGAUUUUUGUGUGAAGAAAACAAACACGGCUGUUAUUUAAGUGAGCGCAGACUGGACAUCGGUCCUUUCAGUCGGUGACAACACACGGGGCCAACAUGGUGGUCAUAUUGCGCUGUUGCCCGCUAAUCCAAUGGCUGUCCCUGGCCGUUUUGCUGGGCUCGGUUCUCGGACUCGGUGAGGACCUCGACCGGCCUCUCUUCGGGUCCCCCGGCUCUUCUAUCCGGGUCCACGAGUCCGACCCGGGUCUUAAGAAGGCUCUGGCCUUUGCAGAGGAGCGAUACAACCGGGUCUCCAAUGCGAUGCAUCUCCGCAGAGUCAGCCGGGUAGUCUCUGCCACCAAACAGCUGGUUAAAGGGAUCCGUUACACUUUAACAGUGGAGCUGAGUAACACUCAAUGUAAGAAGUCCACCAUGCUCAGGACAUGUGACUUUUAUCCCGAGUUAAAUCAACUCAAGACAGAAGUCUGCGUCUUCGAGGUGUGGGACAUCCCUUGGCAGGGGGCGUCAACCUUGCUCAAACAGAAGUGCCAGCCCAAAGUUGAAUCUGAAGUAGAAGAGAGCAACAAGGUAGAGGAUCCAUCCACCAGCCAGCCUCUGGAGGAGUCGGUGGAGCUGCUGGGCCGGUUUAAAGAGUUCAUGACUAAGUACAAUAAAGUCUACAGCAGUCAGGAGGAAGUGGACCGCCGUUUGCGCAUCUUCCACGAGAACCUGAAGACUGCUGAGAAGCUCCAGGCUUUGGAUCAAGGUUCAGCUGAGUAUGGAGUCACCAAGUUCAGCGACCUCACCGAGGAGGAGUUUCGCUCUACAUACUUAAACCCACUGCUGAGUCAAUGGACUCUCCAUCAACCAAUGAAACCAGCUACUCCCGCCAAAGGCCCCUCCCCUGACAGCUGGGAUUGGAGGGAUCAUGGAGCUGUCAGUCCUGUUAAGAACCAGGGAAUGUGUGGAUCUUGCUGGGCAUUUUCUGUCAUAGGCAACAUUGAAGGCCAGUGGUUCCUGAAACAUGGAACGUUGCUGUCACUUUCCGAACAAGAGCUGGUUGACUGCGACGGGCUGGAUCAGGCGUGCAGAGGCGGGCUUCCAUCAAAUGCUUAUGAAGCUAUCGAGAAGCUGGGGGGUCUGGAGACUGAAAGCGACUACUCCUACACCGGGCACAAGCAGAGGUGUGACUUCACCACUGGGAAGGUGGCCGCCUACAUCAACAGCUCCGUGGAGCUGCCCAAAGAUGAGAAGGAGAUUGCUGCUUGGCUGGCUGAGAAUGGGCCAGUCUCUGUUGCUCUGAAUGCUUUUGCAAUGCAGUUUUACAGGAAGGGUAUAUCUCACCCUCUGAAGAUUUUCUGCAACCCCUGGAUGAUCGACCACGCUGUGCUGUUGGUGGGAUACGGAGAACGUAAAGGUAUUCCCUUCUGGGCCAUCAAAAACAGCUGGGGGGAGGAUUAUGGAGAGCAGGGUUACUACUACCUCUACAGGGGCUCCAAUGCAUGUGGGAUCAACAAGAUGUGCUCAUCUGCUAGGUUGCCGGUUAUAAUGUCGCAGGCCACUAAACGCAAACACGUUGUCAAGGAGGUUCUUGGAGACUUUGUCACACCCACAGAAAACCAGCAGAUCGUAAAGGUAACUGGGAGCCGUGGUAACAACCUACAUGAUGCUGUCACAGCUCAGGGUGAGACCUUCUUGGUGAGCAUGCCCACCAAGUUCCGCAAGAACAUCUGGAUCAAGAGAGGUGACUAUGUGAUUGUGGAUCCUAUUGAAGAAGGAGAGAAGGUGAAGGCAGAGAUCAGCUUUAUUCUCUACAAGGAUCACAUUCAAUACCUACAAAAACAGAACCUCUGGCCAGAGGGCUUUAUGGGCGAGCAUUCGACGCAGGAUAAGACAAAGAAAGAACUGGAAAAGGAUGAGGACGAGGAUGCUAGCGAUUCUGAAGAUGAUGAUAGCGACCUCUUUGUAAACACUAACCGCUGUAACUAUCAGUACAGUGAAAGUGAGGAGGAGGACGACGAUAGCGAAGAGGAUGAGGACAAAGAGAAAAGGAAGGAAAAUGCCUCAUAGCAGCAGCACUGAGGACACGGAAAAUCAGGAGUUGUGAAACAGAUGUGACAGCAUGCUCUCCUGUAUUGCUGUCAUCACUGACUGACGCUAUGAUGAUCUGAAGUAAUGGUCCACCUGCAACAGCGCCCUCUGCAGUUCAUGUACUGAAUGGCUGGGCUCAUUCAAUGAACUUAGUAAUUCCUGCUUGUUUUACAAAUCUGUGAGAUUAAAAUGUAUCUGAAAUUUAA
Pelmatolapia mariae (spotted tilapia) is the source of this 2357-nucleotide messenger RNA. Its product is annotated as cathepsin F-like. NCBI's taxonomy places the organism in Eukaryota, Metazoa, Chordata, Actinopteri, Cichliformes, Cichlidae. The record is from RefSeq and is a predicted model, not a curated record. The transcript is spliced from 18 exons. Gene Ontology annotation, cellular component: lysosome. Bases 178 to 2130 code for a protein of 650 amino acids. Gene Ontology annotation, molecular function: translation initiation factor activity; cysteine-type endopeptidase activity; RNA binding. Gene Ontology annotation, biological process: translational initiation.